This is a messenger RNA of Oldenlandia corymbosa var. corymbosa, 1842 nucleotides long. The record is from the annotation of a GenBank genome assembly. NCBI's taxonomy places the organism in Eukaryota, Viridiplantae, Streptophyta, Magnoliopsida, Gentianales, Rubiaceae.
ACUAUGUAGAUGCUUGUAUGUCUUUUGUUCAAGGCAGCUAGCCUUCUAAUGGAAAUUAUUUUCGACUAAAAAAAAAAGUGUUUUAAAGGCAAGAAGAUAUUUGAAAGAGGAAGAGUCAACCAUAUGGCAUAUGUAGUAACAAGUCAAAGUUUAGCUUGUCGAGUCAAAAAAUGCCUAACAUGUCCCUUUUAGAUUCAGCUGGACUUCAUUAUGUAGAAUUAUAUAGAUGAUUCAUUAUUGAAGGCUACCGGACCAGCCCACCUCAGAUGUUUAUAACACUUGAAAACGUAAGAAGAUAAAAUCCUCCAUAGUCCAUAAGACACAGCAAAUAGUUUUCAUGGAGAAAACCAAAGAUAUGGAGCAGGUGCAAAUCAGAGUGGAAGACAAGGAAAUGAAUUCUUCUGAUAGUAGGAUCUCAAAGGCGGCUAAUUUCCUGCAUCAAUAUCCUAUUCUUAAGAAAUACGGCUGGUGGUUUCGAAUAACCUUAUACAUCAAUUUCCUUCUGGCUGGCCAAUCUGCAGCUACCCUUUUAGGCAGAUUAUACUUUGAUAAUGGCGGAAACAGCAUAUGGAUUGCAACUUUAGUUGAAUCUGCAGGCUUCCCAGUCAUAAUUCCCCUCAGAUUUAUCUUCCCACUAUCCAGUAAUUCUACAACAAUUGCUAACACUUCUUCAAACAAUGACCCUCUUCCAAGACGGAAGCCAUCAAAGACCACUCUUUUCUUGCUUUUUCUCUUCUUUGGAGUGUUUUUAGCAGGUGACAAUUUGCUGUAUUCAUAUGGGCUUCAGGACCUCCCUGUUUCAACUUAUUCUCUUAUAUGUGCUACUCAAUUAGCCUUCAAUGCUCUGUUUUCUUUCCUCCUAAACUCGCAAAAAUUCACUGCAUUAAUCUUCAACUCGCUCGUCCUACUAACCGUAUCAGCCUCGCUUCUCGCUGUCCAUCCAGAUUCGGAUAAUGGGUCAUCAACAAAAGUUUCCAAGGGCAAAUACAUAAUUGGAUUUAUAUGCACUGUUGGUGCAUCAGCUAUGUACUCACUUCAGCUUUCUCUGAUAGAACUAUCUUUCAAGAAAGUAAUCAAGAGGGAAACAUUUGAUGCAAUUUUGGAUAUGCAGAUUUGGCCCUCAUUUGUUGCUAGUUGUAUUUGUGUGGUGGGACUUUUCGCCAGUGGAGAAUGGAAAAAGUUACCUAAAGAACUGGAAGGCUAUGAAAAGAGCAGCCUAUCAUAUUUCAUGACCUUGAUUUGGACCGCAAUUUCAUGGCAAAUAUCAUCAAUGGGUUUGCUUGGGUUGAUCUUUGAGGUGUCCUCCCUGUUUUCCAAUGUCAUUAGUACAAUUUCCCUGCCUGCAAUUCCAAUUCUUGCAGUGAUUUUCUUCCAUGACAAAAUGGAUGGGGUAAAGGUGAUAGCUCUGAUUCUAGCCAUUUGGGGUUUCCUUUCUUAUAUCUAUCAGAACUAUCUGGAUGAUGCAAAAUCAAGAAAAUUUGCUGCAAAUGAAGAUGCAUCUUUGAGCCUUGUAGAAAUUAAGGAUUGACCUGAGGCAAAGAAUGGUAGUUAGUAGGAUAUUUUUACACACAGCUUACUAGUUUUCAAGGUGGUGGUUAUAUACCAGAGGACAAGAUCUUCCUUCUUUAGCAAAAGAUUUACAUUUUAUUGCUAACUGAAUAAAUGAACCUUGUUCUUUCAUUUUAUUUACAUGUACGCUUCAAUCUUUUCCGCCCUUCUCCAAUCACCUAUGACAUCAAAGUUCAGUUUUGGUUAAUCAAUCUGUAUUCCCAGUAAGUUUGAUCCAUAUAAAAAAGGACACAAGAAUAUACUCCUUCGAUCCCAAAAGAUAAACCACAAAAC